AUGGUAUACAGUUUAUGGGAAGCGGCCCAGAGCCUCACACUAUCCCCCCAAGCGCGCUGCCUCGUUGGAUUGUAUGACUCGCAAGUUAGCCCGCUUGCCGAUCAAACGGAGAAUGCUCGUUUCUUGGUUGGUUGCCAGUCUGUGAAGCCUAAUGGGAGCCAGGUUCACUUGAUAACUUUAGAAGACGGAGAUGUGUGCCAGUCAUUUUGUCUCAAAAGCCAAUCCUUUAUUCACCCCGAUGGCGAAGUUGUCGGUUUAACCGUCCUGCCUGCUGCUCCCCUUCUCUUUGUUUCGGUAUAUUCAUCCAUCUCGGAGAAUAAAACAGAGGUCACUAGCGGUGCUCGAAUCUGGCGACUCCCGCCUCCAUCUUCACCGGCUGACUCAGGGGAUGAAAAGGAAAUCGACUUUGCGGAUCAACCCGUCGAGCAGUUGGAAUUCGUUUCUAGCCUUCCCUGCGAUGACUUCUCCUCAGUAAAAAAGGUCGCUGCCCAUCCCUCAGAAACUUGCACCGAUUUUGCGUGCGUUCUCGGACCUCCACUCCCAGGAACCAGUCACAUGCCCAACGGUGUCGCAUCGGGACGCGGUGUAUUUCCUGGCUCGAGUUUUCUGGCAAUUCUGAAGGCCAGCUCGAGUGAUGGCAACGACUACGCCAUCGACUCGUGUGUCCAGCUGCGUCUUCCCAGUGGAAACACGAGCCUCGAGGAAACCCAGUCGACAAAGGGUGUCGUUUCUACCCCCGCAAACGCCAUCCGCUGGUCGCCACAUCGAAAUGCCAGUACCCUCGCAGUCGCCUUCGACUCGGGGGUACUUGGGAUAGACACCCGAUGCAUGCAGCCCUGUUUUUGGCUGGGAGACAUCCAUUGGCCGUGUGUUCGUGACCUUGACUUCAACCCCAACCAGGAUCACAUUUUAGCUACAGGCGGUGACGAUGGGUGCGUCAGUGUCUGGGACCUCCGCCUCUACGGGUCUUCGGGGAGUCAGAAUUCCGUCAACCCAAAACAUGAGGGCUUCUCGUUCAGAACUGUCACGUCUGGUGGUGGGAUAGGCUUGAAACCCCUGACCACUCUCUCAGCGCACUCUCAUUGGAUUUGGUCCGUCAGGUAUCACCCGACACGUGAUCAGCUGCUUCUGUCUGGAGGCAGUGACUCCUGCGUUUGCCUUUACGGCCUACCGAGUUUGUCUUCUGACGCCAAGGAGGUGAAGCCGCAGGGCGCCGCCAAGUCUCCCCCGAGGCACUGCUCACCCCCCUCCUCCUCCUCUCCCCAUGGCUCGGAUAUUUCCAUUGAAAGUCUCGAGGAUGGUUUGUUGGCGAAGCUUGAUCAGCACGAGGAGAGUGUCUACGCAGUCGACUGGAGCCCAGUGGAUCCGUGGAUAUUCGCUUCUGUUAACUACGAUGGACACUUCAUCGUGAACCAGGUUCCCCACAAGAUCAAGCUGGGCAUCCUCCUUCAAAAGGACAAUGAUGAAGAGGAUGAUUUGACGGGAGAUGAUUUCGACAAGGUGUAG
Messenger RNA from Mesocestoides corti, 1506 nucleotides. NCBI's taxonomy places the organism in Eukaryota, Metazoa, Platyhelminthes, Cestoda, Cyclophyllidea, Mesocestoididae. The record is from the annotation of a GenBank genome assembly.